This is a messenger RNA of Phialemonium atrogriseum, 1278 nucleotides long. RefSeq lists its product as uncharacterized. Gene Ontology annotation, molecular function: tRNA-specific adenosine-34 deaminase activity. Gene Ontology annotation, biological process: tRNA wobble adenosine to inosine editing. NCBI's taxonomy places the organism in Eukaryota, Fungi, Ascomycota, Sordariomycetes, Cephalothecales, Cephalothecaceae. The record is from RefSeq and is a predicted model, not a curated record. The transcript is spliced from 2 exons. The coding region runs from base 1 to 1278 and encodes 425 amino acids. Gene Ontology annotation, cellular component: cytoplasm; nucleus.
AUGGCGGCCAUUCCUCCUCUGGCAGAGUCGGCCACGACUGCUGGCCACAAAAUCUCGGCCUUCUUCCAGUCUCUCAUCCUACUUUUCCUCGACACACUCCACCGGGCCAUCAACACCCUCUCUGGUAAUAAACAAACCAGCCCGACUCCUUCAACCACCGGUCCCGGCGAACCGCGCGAGACUGACGAGAUGGCGGCGCCUAAUCCACCAAAUAAACCCUCGAAUCUCAAGAUCGUGCCAGCUCUACCCUUGCUUCCUCCUCGGCCUGCGACAAAAGAGAAUGACCCCUCCUCGAAGCAGCCCAAGCGGAAGCCCGGUUCGAUGCUGUCGCAGCAAGAGCCGGAGACUCGCGUUGUCGAUGCCAUGGCUCGGCUGGAGCUCACCACUACCCCUCAGCCAGGGAUGCCGAAACCUAGCAUCCCAGUCGAUGGUGUGAUGACUGGCGAGAAUGCUGUUCAUGCUGCGUUCAUGCGCGAGGCUCUCGAUAUGGCUAGGCUGGCAUUACGGACCAACGAGACCCCUGUGGGCUGCGUAUUUGUUUAUCAGGGACGAGUUGUUGCUAGGGGCAUGAAUGCGACCAACGUCACCAGAAACGGAACUCGACAUGCCGAGCUCAUGGCCAUUUCCGCGCUUCUGUCUUACGCUCCCGGAGCAGAAAUGAAGCCCAGAACGACAGACUACCCAUCGAAGCAGCCUUUGGCCGACAAAACCAAUAAACCAAAAGUCACUCGUGGUGCUUGGGGCGAUGUUGACCCCAAGGAUGGCCAUAUUUACCCGUAUGGGCAAAAGCUCCACCCCUCGCCUCGAGUGGAUCGGACCAUAUUCUCUGAGUGUACCCUCUACGUCACGGUUGAGCCCUGUGUUAUGUGUGCCUCCCUGCUUCGACAACUUCGCAUCAAGAAAGUCUACUUCGGCGCCGUCAACGAUAAGUUUGGUGGCACCGGCGGUGUCUUCCGCAUUCAUCUGAACUCGACCCCCAUCAACUCCAAUGCUUCCGGCACGCCACCUUUUACGAGGCAAGAUGAGAGGCAGGAUUUCGGACCGACCCUGGAGAAUCAGCCAACACCAUUGCAUGCCAUCGCCGGCGGGAAUGGUUUAUACGGUGAUGCCAAGGGUACCAACGGCAACACCACGAAGGUACUAAGUGAACGGCCAGCCGCCGAAGGAGAUGGAGGUAACGUCGAACCCGGAUACGAGGUCGAGGGUGGCUGGGGUCGUGACGAGGCUGUCACCUUGCUGAGGCAGUUUUAUGUGCAGGAGAACAACAGGGGUAAGUAA